ACGGCACUAACCUAACCUUUAACUUUUGUCACUUUUGUGAAGAAUGUAAACAAUGUGGUGUACUUAUUAUUUGUAAACAAAUAAUAAAAUUUAAUAUAUCUAGUAGAUAUCAGAAUUGUAAAGUCAGUCUGUAAACUCUGUAACGAUGAAAGAAAUCUGCGAUAUUAUGGAAAAAUUUGCUGAUGCCAAAAUAAAUAAAACAUAUUUGAAAGUAUGUGCCCCGAUGGUCAGAUACAGCAAAGUUCAUUUUAGAACUUUAGUAAGAAAUUUUAAUGCAGAUCUAUGUUUCACUCCAAUGAUUUUGGCAGAUUCUUUUUGUCAAAAUUCUAAAGCUAGAGCUAAUGAGUUUAUGACAACAACAACAGACUUUCCUGUGAUAGCCCAAUUUGCGGCUAAUAAUCGAGACGAUUUCGUGGAUGCUUCAAAACUAGUUUAUCCAUAUGUCGACGGGGUGGACUUAAAUUGUGGGUGUCCUCAGAAAUGGGCAAUGAAAGAUGGCUAUGGAUGUUCCUUAUUAUCUAAACCAGAAAUAAUUUAUGACAUUGUAAAAGGACUAAGAAAUGUUUUGCCCAACAAAUUUAGUAUAUCUGUGAAAAUAAGACUUUUGAAUGAUAUAAAAAAAACUGUUAUUUUGUGCCAGCAGCUAGAGAAAUGCGGAGUAACAUUUUUGACAAUACAUGGAAGAACAAUUGCACAAAAAAGCAGUGGUCCUGUAGAUAUAAAUGGAUUAAAAGAGGUCAGAGAGGCCUUAUCUGUCCCAAUGGUAGCAAAUGGUGGUGUCAAGAAUCUUAAUGAUGCCAACCACUUAUAUGAAGUAGUAAAGUGUAGUGGUGUAAUGGCGGCUGGGGGUCUUUUGUCUAAUCCUGCUUUAUUCAGUGGUAUUACAAAAACUCCACUUAGUUGUGUGAAAAUGUGGAUGGAAUUAAAGAAUAAAAACAUUGAAAGAAUAACAUUUCAGUGCUAUCAUCAUCAUUUAGUCUUUAUGUUAGAAAAAGUAUUGACCAAGCAGCAAAAACAAAUUUUCAACCAUUUAAGUACAUUUGAAAGUGUUGAUGAUUUUAUACUGAAUAACUUAUUUGAGAAUUCAAUAGUUGAUUUUCAUUAUAAACAUGAAUUAGGAAACUUUACAGAAUGUCAGUUUCCUGAUCAAAUUACUAUGAAACAUUGUACUAAAUGUAGAACCUGUGGCAAAAGUGUACAUUACUGUGUGUGUAAUAAAUAUGACUAUAGUACUACCCACGGAAACUUUUUUAUCUCGCACAUUAAUGCAGAUGAUGGUCUUGAUUACAUGGACAGUAAUAUAUUUGAUGAACCAAUAUGAAUUUUCAUGACUAUAGUUAUGUUUCCACUAAAUACAUAUUUUGUUACCAA
Molecule: messenger RNA, 1371 nt
Organism: Bombyx mori (domestic silkworm)
Lineage: Eukaryota; Metazoa; Arthropoda; Insecta; Lepidoptera; Bombycidae
Gene: Dus4
Product: tRNA-dihydrouridine(20a/20b) synthase [NAD(P)+]-like
Exons: 2
Coding region: 146-1321 (391 amino acids)
Biological process (GO): tRNA processing
Molecular function (GO): tRNA dihydrouridine synthase activity; flavin adenine dinucleotide binding
Source: RefSeq, a predicted model, not a curated record